AUGCACCUCAUCCUCACUGGUGCUACAGGCCUCGUCGGCUCCAGCGUUCUAGAUGCUAUGCUGAAAUCGAAAGAGAUCACCAAGAUCUCCAUCUUGAGCAGAAGACCCGUGCCUUUGGCUGAGAAAGAUUCAAGAGUCAAUACGAUCAUCCACAAAGACUUUACAAAAUACGAGCCUAAAGUUCUUGAACAGUUGCAAGGCGCCAACGGGGUAGUCUGGGCAUUGGGGAUCAGCCAACUCAAGGUGACAAAAGAAGAAUAUGUCACCAUCACCAGAGACUUCCCUGUCGCUGCUGCUGAGGCUCUCUCCACCCUGCCACCCACAAAUGAGCCCUUCCGCUUCAUCUACGUCUCUGGCCACGGUGCGACCACAACACCAGGAACAUUCACGUCGCUCUUCGCGCGUGUGAAGGGAGAAGCCGAGACAAAGCUGUCUGAGCUGCGCACAGCGAAGUUUCAUGUCGAGACUGUACGUCCUUGCCAUGUAGAUGCUGCCAAUCACGAUGCGAUCAAACCGCACAUCCCCAGUCCUGGUAUUGUGUACAAUGCGCUCGAUCUAGUCUUUGGACCGAUUAUACGGACGUUUCUCCAUUCUAUGCAUAGCCCAACAGAACGACUUGGGCCUUUUCUGACUGAGAUGGCGAUGGGAAAGUACGAUACGCAGUUGGAUGCAGGCGGCAAUGGUAUCUCGAAUUUGAAUGGGUCAAGGAUAUUGGAAAAUGUGGCAUUCCAAAGGUUAUAUCGUCCUUGA
This is a messenger RNA of Fusarium pseudograminearum CS3096, 750 nucleotides long. RefSeq lists its product as uncharacterized. Lineage: Eukaryota; Fungi; Ascomycota; Sordariomycetes; Hypocreales; Nectriaceae. The record is from RefSeq and is a predicted model, not a curated record. The transcript is spliced from 2 exons. The coding region runs from base 1 to 750 and encodes 249 amino acids.